Messenger RNA from Fusarium pseudograminearum CS3096, 390 nucleotides. RefSeq lists its product as uncharacterized. NCBI's taxonomy places the organism in Eukaryota, Fungi, Ascomycota, Sordariomycetes, Hypocreales, Nectriaceae. The transcript has a single exon. The coding region runs from base 1 to 390 and encodes 129 amino acids. The record is from RefSeq and is a predicted model, not a curated record.
AUGUCAGAAUACAGUCCAUUGGCGAUCGGCCUCAAGGUCUUUUCAAUCUUCUCCAUGGCUACAAGUACAGCAGAUGUCAUUGCCGGACACAAAGCUCUCAUCCCAGCCUCCGAGCGAGCUCUACUGCCGAAAUCAACACUCUCUGUACUUGACAACCAACUACGUUUCCUAGGAGCGGUAUGGGGAGGAUACGGGGCACUCCUGUGGUGGGCAAGCAAUGAUCUUGAAACGAGACAGACUCCUCUCGCAGUACUUGGAGCUGUUAUGUUUAUUGCUGGCAUCGGUCGGACCGCUUCGGGGUUGGCCACUGGUUGGGGUGCACCUUGGCUUAAAGUUGCCGCCGGUAUCGAGCUCGUUUUCCCACCUCUGAUUUACCUGUUUGGGUUCUAG